This is a messenger RNA of Effrenium voratum, 1167 nucleotides long. The record is from the annotation of a GenBank genome assembly. NCBI's taxonomy places the organism in Eukaryota, Dinophyceae, Suessiales, Symbiodiniaceae.
AUGGACGCCAUGGACCUGGGCCGGGCUGCCACGCACGGGGCCAUCACCGCGGCGCCCACCAUCUCCACCCUGACCUUGCUGUCGGGCCGCUGCCAGACCUUGGCGAAGGAUCUCCAGACGGCAGUUGGGAAGCUGGCUGAGCUGAAUCCCAUUUUGACGGGACGCGCCAAGAAGUCGGAGGGCAAAGUCUGGGUGGAGCCGGGCGUGCACCACGCCUUGUUUCGCAUCGCCGAGUGUCCCAAGGAGUGCCCGCUGAUUGCGCCGCUGGACUUCAAGAGUAAGCUCCAGUUCUUGGAAGGCCUGGAGAAACACCUGGUGGAUCCCUUGACAGCCAUCCAGACGCUGCACAUCGGCUCCCAGGUCUUUUUGGUCGAACUCAUGACCUUUGAAGAGCCCUUCGUGUGCUUCGUGGUGCACUUGUCGCACCUGGUGGGGGACGCCAAGACCUUAUACGACUUGGUGGGCCAGUUGAACGCGCUGCUGGCGCAUCAAGAAGUGAAGCCGCUGCAGUGGGACAGCCCUGCACGGCUCAGCCUGGAGCUGGUGCCCCUCUGCAAAGCUGACCGCGAGCGCAUCAGCCGCUGGGGCACGCUGGGCUGGCUCGCGCAGAAGAUCUGCGGGCCGGCGCGCAAGAGCCGCGUGUCUCUGCUCUCCAAGAGUGGGAUCGAGAAGCAGAAGCUGGAGUUGCUCUCUUCCGAGUCCAAGUUCCUGUCUUCCAACGAUGUGAUCACGGCGGCUCUGAGCCGCGCAAUCAAGAACUCGAAGGUCAUGAACAUCGCGGUGAACCUGCGGGGCCGCAAAUGCGAGGAGAACUGCGCGGGCAACUUCUGGCACAACGUGCCCAUGGCCCACCAGGCCGCCCAGGAUCCCAACGCCGUCCGGGCGCUCCUCCCGAAGCUUCAGUACUACAAAGACGGCGAAGUGCCCUGGACGCCCUUUGCCGCUGGCCGCUACAGCUUCAUCACCAACUGGACUGCCUUCACCCAGCACCUGGAGGUCGAAGGGCUGAAGGUAGAGUGCCACUUGGUGCACGGCAAUUUUCUGAGACAAAACCCCACCAAUGUGGCGGUGGUUUUCCAUGCCAGCCGUGACGCUCUGGCCUUGAGUCACAAUGUGCCGGAUAAGAACUUGGACGCCACUGGCCUCCUAGGCGCGCUGCUGAGCUGA